Spodoptera litura is the source of this 1777-nucleotide messenger RNA. Its product is annotated as cytochrome b5-related protein. NCBI's taxonomy places the organism in Eukaryota, Metazoa, Arthropoda, Insecta, Lepidoptera, Noctuidae. The record is from RefSeq and is a predicted model, not a curated record. Gene Ontology annotation, biological process: lipid metabolic process. Gene Ontology annotation, molecular function: heme binding.
CAGUCACGGCCAAUCACCGGCCAAUGACGGUCGCGAUCGCCUUUAUUAUUAUUUUUGUUCAAACAACAAUUUAAUUUAGAGUUUAUUGGUGAACAAAUUUGGUGGCAUUGGUUUUGUGAUUUCUCUAAGAAACAAAAUGGCUCCCAAUACAGAAAAACGACAAGUAAGCUUUCCUCAGUUAGAAUAUCCGAUUUAUCGAGAAGCACAGCCGAAAUCUGCCCAACACUGGUUAAAAGGAAAGAGAAUGCAAGAUGGCGCCGAGGAUUUGUGGAGAAUACAUGACAGUCUUUAUGAUUUAACGGAUUUUAUAUCUUCACACCCUGGAGGGUCACAAUGGAUAGCUGUCAAUAAGGGUACAGAUAUAACAGAAGCUUUCGAAACACAUCAUCUCAAAGGAAUUGCUGAGUCACUAUUACCAAAUUAUUAUGUAAGAAAAGCAACCAAGCCAAGGAAUCAACCAUUCACGUUUAAAGAAGAUGGAUUUUACAAAACUUUGAAGUUGAAAGUCAUGGAUCAGAUCCAAUCAAUACCAAAAGAUGUGAGGAAGAAAAGCGAUUUUAUCACUGAUGGUUUAUUGCUUGCUUUAAUUGUCUUGGCUCCAUUAAGUUGUUGGGGCUGGACCCAAAGCUUUAUCAUAGGAGCCUCUCUAACCCUCAUGACCAGUUACGUUCUGAGUUCUGUGGUCACAUGCGCACACAACUAUUUUCAUCGAGGCGAUAACUGGAGGAUGUACAUAUUCAACUUAGCUGGUAUGUCAUUUAGUGACUGGAGGGUCUCCCAUUCAAUGUCUCAUCACCUACACACGAACACUGCUCAGGAUAUUGAGCUUUCCAUGAUAGAACCUUUUCUUCAAUUCAUACCAUAUAAGGACAAGCCUAUAUGGGCACAAAUGGGUGCUUUCUACUAUCCUCUCGUUUACGCUACGUCCCUACUUUCAAUUAUGGGUCACGAGUUGAUACUCAGUGCAACGAACCAUGAAGGCAAGACGUUAACUUGGAAGAAUCUGAUUCCAUUCUUGAUUCCAACUUGGAUGUACAUAAUGGGUGGCUUGCCUUUACACUGGACUAUUCUUCUCUGGCUAGCCACUAUGGUACCAGCUAGUUUCUUCUUCGUUUUCUACGGGUUAACAGCUGGUCAUCAUAACCAUAGAAACUUCUUUGAAGGGGAUGUUCCUAGAGACGAAAAUAUCGAUUGGGGCAUUCAUCAGCUGGAUGCGAUUUGCGAGAGAAUCGAUUAUGCGGGCAACCAUUUUAAAUCGAUUACUCGUUUCGGUGACCAUGCGCUACAUCACCUGUUCCCGACACUAGACCAUGCGGAGCUCAAAUACUUGUACCCGGUACUUCUAGAACAUUGUGAAAAGUUCGAAUUUCAAUUUAAAACGAAUACUUUUUACGAAACAAUAAUUAAUGCUAGUAAGCAAUUAAUACGAAAACGCCCAAACAACUUUAGAGAUGUAAAGGCGACGAAAUAAGGUUUAAAUUAUUCAAACAAGUUAAUGUAAUUGAAGAAAUAAUACUUACUGUUAUUGCAAUGCGAGGCUGACGAUAAUAAUUUAUAAGGUUCAAUAAAUUUGUAUAUUUAUUAGAGUACAUUUAUAAACAGUUUUAAAAGUACAAUUAUGAAACCUAUUGUAUUAAAAGCUUCUUGCUUAAAUGAACAAACUACAAGAAAUAUGACCAAAAAUAUCUGAUAUUUAGAAUAUGUCGGUGAAGGGUUGGAUUGUUUAAGUCAUGAAUAUCGGCUGUGGAUAUGAAAUAAAUAGACUGCUUACUUUUUA